Molecule: messenger RNA, 672 nt
Organism: Beta vulgaris subsp. vulgaris (sugar beet)
Lineage: Eukaryota; Viridiplantae; Streptophyta; Magnoliopsida; Caryophyllales; Amaranthaceae
Product: pheromone-processing carboxypeptidase KEX1-like
Exons: 2
Coding region: 10-663 (217 amino acids)
Source: RefSeq, a predicted model, not a curated record
GUGAAGAACAUGCACAAGUUGAAGAGGAAUGCGCUUGCAUUCUGUCAAGUUAAUUUGGAGAUUGCCCAGAAUAUUCGGGAGGAAGGCGAGAAGCUGUCUCAAGACAGUAUUUCUCUGGAUGAUAGUGAAGUAUUUAACCCAGAUUUUCUGAGUCAAAUUGACGACAUAUGCAAGCGUCAUUUGGAAGCGAAAGACAGUGCAAACAAAGUUGAUCCUACAAUUUCACUAUUGGUGAAGCGGCCUGUUGAAUUGGAGUUUGGAAGAAUUGAAAAUGUUCCUGAUUUGGAUUCUGGUGUUCAUGGAGUUGAUUUGAAAGAAGGAAAUGAUGAAAAAGAAGGAGAGGAGGAUGAGAAGAAGAUGAAUGCUGAUGAUGAUCAGCAUAAAGAAGAUGAUGAUGAUGAUGAUGAUGAUGGUGAUGAUAAGGAUCACCAGAAUCAUAAUGAGAGAAAGGAUGAUGAUGCUGAUGAUAAUGGUGAUCCUGGUCUUCAAGGAGAUGAAGACAAAGGAGUAGAUAAGGAUGCUGAUCUUCAUGUAGAUGAAGACAAAGGAGGAGAUAAUGGUGAUCCUGGUCUUCAAGGAGAUGAAGACAAAGUAGGAGAGGAAGGUAAUAUUCUAACUGAAAUAAUAUUUAUACUAGCUGAAUAUCAUAUAAAUACCAAAUGAAACUUUUUG